Molecule: messenger RNA, 1437 nt
Organism: Camellia sinensis
Lineage: Eukaryota; Viridiplantae; Streptophyta; Magnoliopsida; Ericales; Theaceae
Biological process (GO): protein targeting to ER
Cellular component (GO): signal recognition particle receptor complex
Source: RefSeq, a predicted model, not a curated record
CACUUAAUCGGGUCUGGAACUGUUCGAUCAAUUGUCGGAUUCGAAUCAAAUUGACAUACGGGUCAAGUCGUCUUAAACCACUCUUUACCCUUAAAAAAACAUAACCCAAACAAUUUCUAGGGUUUCGAAACUUUUGCGAGUGGAUUUCGACCCUUCUGGUCUUGAGAUCCGAUUCAAGAAUUUGUGCUUGACAAGGGUUUUGACCAUUAAAGCUUAAAUUUUCAAUUUUUUGUUAAAUUUUCGAUCGUUAAAGUCAUGGAAAGAGAUGGGUUUGAGCAGUUGAAGAAUCAGAUGCAAGAAUGGGUACAAGAAGCAGACAAAUUGAUUCGUCAAAUACCCGAAACUCAACUUUACGCUGCAAUUGGGAUUGUGUUUCUUACUACGUUUUUACUCUUGUUAGUUCGCUUUUUCAAACGGACAAAACCUAACACCAUUGUUCUGUCUGGGCUUAGUGGAAGUGGAAAAACUGUUAUUUUCUACCAACUCCGAGAUGGUUCUUCCCAUCAGGGUACUGUGAUUUCAAUGGAACCAAAUGAAGGCACUUUUGUGCUACAUUCUGAAAUGAGCAAGAAGGGCAAAAUAAAGCCUGUUCACAUUGUUGAUGUUCCUGGGCAUUCUCGUCUUCGACCCAAACUAGAUGAGUUCUUGCCUCAAGCAGCUGGCAUAGUUUUCGUGGUGGAUGCUUUGGAAUUCCUGCCAAACUGUCGAGCAGCGUCGGAGUACCUUUAUGAUAUUUUGACCAGGGCAAGUGUUGUCAGGAAGAAAAUUUCAGUACUUGUCCUUUGCAACAAAGUAGAUAAAGUGACUGCACAUACCAAGGAGUUCAUACGAAAACAACUCGAAAAAGAAAUUGACAAGCUUCGGGCAUCAAGAACUGCUGUGUCAGCAGCAGAUAUUGCUAAUGAGUACACACUUGGCGUCCCUGAUGAAGCCUUUGCAUUCUCUCAGUGCCAGAACAAAGUAACUGUUGCAGAAGCUUCCGGUUUGACUGGUGAAAUAUCUCAGUUGGAGCAGUUCGUCAGGGAACAUGUGAAAGCUUAAUUGGAUAUUCCCUUCACUAUUCAGAGUUUAUGACGUCUCUGUUCGAGAUGAGAUUGGUCAUCUUCCGUAUCGUUGGUUUAAUUCAAGAAGUGACCAGUUCAAUUGCGAAAGUGAAAAAAAUAGGAACUUAGAAGUGGCAUAGAGGUACUUUUUGAAGUUGUAUUAGGAGGUUGUCUAUUGAGGGUGCUUGAAACAGUGAUGGAUUGCAUGUUGUUGAUAUUAUGUCCAUUACAAAUGCUAGUUUGAUUCCAAGAUAAUGGAUUUGUUUUAUUAAUUUGGGUUUGGACAAUUCUUGGCUUGCCUUUGAUUUUAACUGAUUACAGUUAAUCUUAGGGAUUAAAUGGGGCUGAGGAUCAAGUUAUUCAUUGUUGCCAUUAUCAUUACCAUCUUGUUAUU